AUGGAAAAAGAACCCAAGACUGCUCCUGCUGAAAAUGCGGAUCCACAACUACAGGUUGACAAGACAAAGGUCGAUUAUGCGCCUAAAAACACAGAAUCUGGUAGCUUCAAAUUCUAUCCCGACAACCCAGAGUCCAGCUUCAACAAGUACAGAUUCGCGGCCAAAGAUGCAAGCCAGUUUUACGACCCAUGCCAAGAAUCUUCCAAGAUGAGCAUGAAGUGUUUGGAGCUUAAUAAUUACGACCGGUCCAUGUGCCAAGAGUACUUCGACGCCUACCGCGAGUGCAAGAAACAGUGGCUACAAGCCCGAAGGAGAAAUAGGUCUCAAUGGGAGUAA
Lachancea thermotolerans CBS 6340 is the source of this 336-nucleotide messenger RNA. RefSeq names its product Cox23p (gene COX23). The coding region runs from base 1 to 336 and encodes 111 amino acids. The record is from RefSeq and is a predicted model, not a curated record. NCBI's taxonomy places the organism in Eukaryota, Fungi, Ascomycota, Saccharomycetes, Saccharomycetales, Saccharomycetaceae. The transcript has a single exon.